GUAUGUGAGACGGGUGCAGGGGUGCGUGGAAAUGCAUUUCCCGGGUGCAAGGCGCAGGCGGGCGGCGCGCGGGGAGAGGGUGCAUGCGAUGAUGGACAUCGUAUUGAUUUCUAUCUGCCCGCGCCUCCCCUAUUGUACUGCACGUAUCGAUCGCUGCACCGGACUUGAUUCACGAGUGUGUCCCCGCUGUCCCCUAAUGUGUUGAUCGCCUUACGUCACGGAUGCAGUUGCCCAUCAAACAAAACAAAACAGGAUCGCUAUUUACGAAAACUCAAGCUUUAAAAUUCGAAUUUUGAAAUUGGAACGCGCACACGGAGCGCCGAAGCGUUUGGAGAAGACUCGUAGAAAAGAAGUGGCCAGAUUUGUUUGGAGCCAGGGGUUAAGGAAGGUGUGAAAGUGGCGGCGUUGCUGGCGCGCGCGGAAUGCGCGGGAGUGGAGUUUAGCGCGCGAGCCCGCCCCGACCCCGCCGUGCCGCCCUCCGAACUGCCGGCCAUGGCGACCGAGACUGUGUUCUCACCAGGCGGCGCCGCGGCCGGCGCGGGCGCAGCAGGCGCGGGCGGCGAGCAGCAGUACUCGCUGCGCUGGAACGACUUCCACUCCGCCAUGGUCUCCUCCUUCCGCCGCCUGCGCGACGAGGAGGACUUCGUCGACGUCACGCUCGCCUGCGCCGGCGCCACCUUCACUGCACAUAAGGUCGUGUUAUCAGCGUGCAGCCCAUACUUCAGGAAACUGCUGAAGGCGAACCCGUGCCAGCACCCCAUCGUCAUACUCAGGGAUGUCCACGACAAGGACAUGGAGAGCUUACUCAGGUUUAUGUACCAAGGCGAGGUCCACAUAGGGCAGGAGCAGCUGAAGGAGUUCCUGCGAGCGGCGCAGCUGCUGCAGGUGCGGGGUCUGACCGACGUCCCGCCGACUGCGCCAGUGCCCACGCUCGACCAGAAAGCCUCACCACAAUCCGCGUCAUCAUGGACGGAGACGGGGUCGGGCGGGUCUCGCGAGGGGCGGGAGGCGCGCGAGGGGCGGCGCGCGCGCAGGCCGGAGGAAGGCGCGGCCGGCACGCCGCCGCCCAAGCGAGCAAGGUCCUCCGACCUCUACCAGGCGCAGAUGAAGACUAGGACGGAGCAGCUACUAGCGCAGGGCAGCCCGGAGCGCAACGGACACGAACUGCUCUUUGGGCAGGGGCUGGAACAGAACGCGCACCUUUCGGCUAUGUCUAACAACAUGUCUGGCGACGGCGAGGAGUCAUCAUCAGACGCCGGAGCCAGCGACACAGAAGGCGAGCCCCGCGCCAAGCAGGAGCCGCUAGACUACGACGACCCCGCACACAUGGCCAACACCAACGGAGCACACCCCCAUAGCUUCCCUGGACUGCUGAACCUGCAAGGAUUCCCUGGACUUCCCGGACCAUCAGGGAUACCAGAUAACUUCGGUGGUUCGCGGCGGACACAGGAUCUGUUGCGCGUGCGAGCGACGGACCCGCGGCCGUGCCCCAAGUGCGGCAAGAUCUACCGCUCGGCGCACACGCUGCGCACGCAUCUCGAGGACAAGCACACCGUCUGCCCUGGAUACCGAUGCGUUCUCUGCGGCACGGUGGCCAAAUCCCGCAACUCGCUACACUCGCACAUGUCGCGGCAGCACCGCGGCAUCUCCACCAAGGAUCUUCCCGUGCUGCAGAUGCCCACGCGGUUUGAUCCUGAACUCGCGAGCCAACUUCUAGCAAAAGCCGGCGUGAAAGUGUCUCCAGAACAACUCCGCGCGCGAGCGUCACCCACCGGCCCUCGGCGGUGCGACGUCAAGCUGGAUGCCAAGUCUGCGGCUUCUGAGAGCAGCUCCAUCUGCGGCGACAACGACAAUGAUGAUCUGAGCCAGUCGCGCUAUGGAGACCUGCCGGUUUCACCACCUCACAUAAACAGCCUGGCCAACACGACGAUCACAAAGGUCCCCGCGGUGCGAGCGUUAGCGGCGCGCGCGGCCGAGGGCGCCCACGCGCCGGCGCCCCGACGGGACGACUACCCGUACACGGCAGGCUCCACGCUUAUUGACACCUACCUUCAGUAUAUCGGAAUGCCAAAUAUAAACCACCUCGCCAACCUGAACGCGAUGCACAUGGACCGCAAGACUUACGACGAGCCGUCGCCACAGAUGGGCUCGCUCCCCCCUCCCCCCACCACGCUCGCCCACCAGAGCUUCCUCAAGCAGAUGCAGAGGAAGUACACCGACAUGGGCAAGCCGGACAUCACGCGCGAGGCCGACGAACCGCUCGACCUAGGGAAGGAGCGGCAACGCAGCGAGAGCGUCGGGGAGGGAGACGACAAGGAAGGUAACAAGGAGUAUUACGGCAAGGAGUUCGACGCGGAGGAGGAGCGCCGCGAGGAGGACGAGGCGCCCGACGAGGCCGGCUACUCCGACGAGGAGAGGAAGACGUCAUGAAAGACGUUUUGUUGAUCACAAACGGUGCUCGAGUGUUAUGUUUUAGCUGAUUCGUUUCGCAACGUAAUAUCGGUUUGAUUGUUGACCCGUGGAAUGUCGUUGGUGCCAUUUCAAUGUAAAUUUUAAUUAGGUUUAAAGCGGCGAGCGUCAGGUUGUGUGAGAUCACUGUAGGUCCCCGCCCCGCGUUAGUCCGUCGGCGCCACUUGAUUGUGAGAUUGUUUUAGUAGUAACUAAAUAGUAUCCUGGUCGACGGCCACCUUUUGUAACGACACCCCCUUAGCCGUCCCCGAGUGUAACUAAUCUAUUUCACAGACGCUCUGUGAGACAGAUGUAAUAAAUUUUAGACUUCUGAAUUACUAGCCUUGUUGUUGUAAAUUGUUAAAUAUAAAAUGGCGAACUCGAGGGGCAGGCUGUUGACCAGACUAUAGUAGGUAGUGUUUUUGUACGUGCAUGUAACGGACCCUGUCACUCGUAGGGCCUUACAUCAUAUUCCAUCCGACUACCUCAGCAUCGGGCCAAUCCGGCGUGUAAAAAUUAAAGAGAAAAUAUAUCCACACAAAUUGUGAAAUUCCAUCCAUCUACCUCACUUCAAUAGAUUUAAUUUAAUAUUUUAUACAAUUUAUAGAUAUAAAUAACUGUUGUUUUAUGUAUUUUGCAGAUUGCAUUUAUAUAUACUACGUAGAGCAUAAAUAGUAGUUUAAAUAUACGCAAGUCAUUAGGUGAUUGUUAGUGCUGCCCAUACAUAGAUACUUGACAUUCUCAUUGCGUUGUGUAGUGCGCACUCUCUAGAGAACGUUAGACUGCCCGGCGUGUGG
Molecule: messenger RNA, 3245 nt
Organism: Cydia amplana
Lineage: Eukaryota; Metazoa; Arthropoda; Insecta; Lepidoptera; Tortricidae
Gene: ab
Product: protein abrupt
Exons: 14
Coding region: 493-2430 (645 amino acids)
Biological process (GO): regulation of transcription by RNA polymerase II
Cellular component (GO): nucleus
Molecular function (GO): protein binding
Source: RefSeq, a predicted model, not a curated record